Messenger RNA from Rhinolophus ferrumequinum (greater horseshoe bat), 6328 nucleotides. Its product is annotated as cytochrome b5 domain-containing protein 1. The record is from RefSeq and is a predicted model, not a curated record. The transcript has 3 exons. The coding region runs from base 338 to 1117 and encodes 259 amino acids. Lineage: Eukaryota; Metazoa; Chordata; Mammalia; Chiroptera; Rhinolophidae.
GUUUUUCUGCCUCACGAGAAAGUCUGUUAUAUCCCCUUGUAGUCCAGCAUACUCUGAAUUAAAAAUGUGUUCGCUUCCCCCUUCCCCCGAACUGAGGACGCAACUCAAGUUACUUUAAAGCGGGAAUCAGACUACGUUUCCCAUGAGCCCACGUCCCUCUUUCGCCAUACAGCGUUUAAUCUCCGUGGACGGUGGCGGAAAAAGGACAAUGGUUUCCAUGUCAGCGGAUAAACGCGCUUCCCUUAGCUCCUGCACGAGAAGGAGGAUGUAGUAAUGAGAGCGUGCUGAGGAGCGAGAAAGGCACUUAAAGGAGCCGGCGACCAAUAGAGCAAGAGCCAUGCUGCGCCGGGGCUUAGUGGCGGGGCCAGACUUUGAAUAUUUCCAGCGUCGGUAUUUCACUCCGGCUGAGGUGGCCCAACACAACCAGCCGGAAGACCUUUGGGUGUCUUACCUGGGAUACGUGUACGACCUAACGCCGUUGGCAGAGAAGUACAAGGGUAAGGGCCACACUUUGGGCCAGCGUCGGGGUGGGUGUUUGGGGAUGCCUGGUUCUUGGGUGGCUAGCAUUGACGGCGGCUGCUCUUUCCCAGGAGACCUGCUGCUGAAACCCAUCGUGGAAGUUGCAGGCCAGGAUAUCAGCCACUGGUUUGAUCCAAAGACCAGAGACAUCCGCAAACACAUAGAUCCCCUGACCGGUUCCCUGAGAUACCGCACCCUCCGGGGCCGCUUUCUGCAUGUCCCACCUCAACUGCCCCGUUCGGACUGGGCCAAUGACUUCGGGAAGCCCUGGUGGCAGGGGUCGCAUUACAAGGUGGGGCGGCUGUCCGCCAAGACCCGGAACAUCCGCAUCAUUAACACGCUCACGUCGCAGGAGCACACACUGGAGGUGGGGGCUCUGGAGUCAAUGUGGGAAAUCCUACACCGCUAUCUCCCCUAUAAUGCACAUGCUGCCAGCUACACAUGGAAAUAUGAAGGGAGGAACCUGAACAUGGAAUGUACCCUGGAAGAGAAUGGGAUCCAGGAUGAGGAGGAAGAAUUUGACUCUCUCAAUAUGGACGGUACACUCCACACACCUGCAAUACUGCUCUACUUCAAUGAUGACCUCACAGAGCUAUAGGAAAGAAGAUAUAUGCUUAUGUAGACUCAAGACAUAUUUUGAGUUUGGCUCUUUUUGUGCCCUGUAGGAAAAGAAGUGAGGAUAGCGGGUAGUGCACAGACCUAGGCCUCCAUUCCACUCUGGGAACUGGCCUGUGGUUCCCAUGCCCUUCUGAAGUGUUAAGGUCAUAUUUCUCAGGUCUGUUAUAAUUUACUCUGAGAAUGUUAGGGGGAAUGCUAGAAGUUAAUUAAUUUUUACAAACGAUACAAGAAGACAAAGUAUCUUGGAUUAGGGAGAUGUAGAAGAGGAUGGUCAAAUAGAGCUCAGGCAGAACUUUUUGACAGUAAGAGAAACAGAAGUCCUACACUGGGAUGAGGGAUUGAAGAACUGUUUUGGCAAUGAUAGCAAUGGGAUGGCUGCAGGAAGGUGAUGUUUACAAAGACAGGGAUAGGAAAUGUCUACCACUGGCCAUACAAAACUGGCUUAUCUCCCUUCUGAAUAGUAUUUGAUAGCUGAAACCAAGGGAAAGAAAGGAAAUGAACUGUUACCAGGCAAUUCAGGCUAGAUAUUAUGCUGUGUGCUUUAUACACCCUGUUUAAUACAGCUACCCCCAUAAGAUGGAUACGAUUACCACUAUUUUACAGAUAAGUCUUUUGAAGCUUAGCAAGAUUUAAUAGCACAAAGGCGCACUAGUUAAUAACCAGGAUAUAAACCCAUGUCUGCCCAAUUCCAAAGUCCAUGUUCUUUUCAUUGUAAACACAAUAUGUCAAUGUCUUAGAUUCAUUGUGCAGUGGGAACCUGUAGGCCUACUGUGUAGUCUGCCAUUUUUUCUGCAGUUGCUGUCUUUGGAAGGGAGUUAGCAGAGGUCUGCAGUAGCACACCGAAGGCAGGGAGGGCUAAGUGUCAGCUGAACAAUACCCGUUGAGGCUACUUCCUGGUUAAUCCCAUAGCAAAAUUUUUCUUCUGACUUUUUUGAGACAGAGUUGGGUAUAUACUGAUUCCAGGAACAACUAGAGUGGAGAAAGGGACUUCAGAGAGGGACACUUUGGAUGGGGAAGCAAACAGGAGGCAAAUGCCACAGUAUAUUCAUAAUGGGCCUGUGCCUCUUAGGGAAGGUCAGGAAGACAGGGUCAACUUGGCAAGAUGUUGGCUCUACAAGAGGAGGCUUGACAGAGUAAUGUAAAGAGAGCAGCUAAGUAAGUCAAAACUUCUGGUGACCAAAUGAGAACAACCAUGGGGGCCAAUGGCCAGAUUUGGUCCCAUUUAACCUAAGUAGGGGAGGGGAAUGAGAAUAACAGGUGAAUAUCCUGACGGUAACAGGCAAAAAAGAAGCAGGGAGGGGAUAGUGCUUCUUCCUGGCAGAGGGCACCAGGACCCAGAGCAUGGAAGGGUGGCCCCUGUGAGACACUGGUUGGGCGGCAUAGGAGUUUCCUGAGGGACUGAUUGAAAGGCAUGGACAAAGGUGGAGACAUCUGUUUUGGCUUUAGCAGUAUCUGAACACACUGUGAGACGGGGGCUUCCAUUCAGUCCCAUGUGACGCAAGCGUCCAUGAAUUAUCUGGACUUGUUUUGCUGUUUAAUCGACUCUGCAUUUGUUUCAUGUGUAUCUUGUUUGCUCAGUUAAACCCUAAACUAUUUGAGAACUAAAGCUAUGCUAUUGCUGUGGGCCUGUGCCAGCCUCAGGGCCUGUGCCUAAGGGAUCUGCCCAAACCCUUCUCUCUCCCAGUCUCCUAUUUCAGUACCUGUUGCCAGAAACACAUCCUUCUCUUCACAUAUUCAGUCACUCCAAGUAGAUUCUAACUCCUAAAUAUCUCUGGAAUCUAUCUUUUCUCCCACCUUUCGUCACAUCUCUGUAGAGUGCUAUGGAAACUUCCUAAUCAGUCUUCCCAUGUCCACUUCUGUCUUCCACACACAGCAGUCAGAGUGAGCUCUGAAAAAAAUAACCUAAACAUCUAAAUUUCCUCCUUUAGAUUUAGUGGCUUCCAGUUGCUUCUGGAAUAAAGUCUUAAAUUCAAAGUCCUUGUGUAAAUCAGCCUCUGCCUACCUUGCAUAUCUCAUCUUGUAUCACUCCUUUGUUCCCUGUGUUCCAGCCACAGUGGCUGGCUUUCAGUUCAUUAAAUGUCUUCUUGCCUCAGAGCUGUCUCUGCUUGCAGUGCAAUUCCUUCCAUUUGUCCCCUACCUGAUCCUAAAUGUUUCUUCCUCAGGGAGACCUUUUCUGAUUUCUCAGUGUAGGUCAAGACUUUCUGUUAAAUCUUCUCUUAGCACCAUGCAUAUUUCAGAGCACUUAUUAAACUGUAGUGUGAGAAUUACGGAUAUAAUUGGCUGGCCAGCUGCUAGAUUGUAAUUUCAUGAGGGUAGAGACCACGUGCAUCUUGUUCCCUGCUGUGUGCCCAGUGUUAGGCACAUUGUUGCUGCUCAAUAAAUUUUGAUUUUGAACCCAAAUGUUAAGUGAAUUAAUCUCUCUGUAGUAACUAGUGGAUGGGAUGUUGUGUCUUGGGAGACAAGGUGGAACCAAGAAAUAGGAUGUCUGGAUCCUGUGCUGUAAUCUCUAUCCACAGGUUUCUUUCCUUGCUCUCCAGAUACAAGACCAAAAAUUACUCCCGAGGUUCUUUAUAUAAUACCUCUCACCAGAAAAUUUUGGGGCAAUCUACCUGUUAUUUCCCCAUAUGGCCACCAGGUGGCUAUAAUCACCUACAGAAUCUGGGAGAGGGGACUGGAAGAGGGAAAAUACUUUCAAGUUCUAAAGUGGUUAGGAUUAAAGGUCGCCGAUUGAAAUUUAUAGGUGGGAGGGAAGGAUCAGGAAAAAAGGAAAAACCACAUGGCCACUAUUCUAUUAGCAUUAUGUUUAUUCCUGUUUUUAAUUUUUUCCACAAGCACACUCCAACAAAGGAGUGUAGUUUGAGAAAUAAAAUUCAUGGGAUAGGAUAAAGGGAUCUGAUUGCAAGUGUGGGUUGUAUGGGGUGAGGCACAGAGCUGUGGGAGGAAUAAAGACCACAGAUUUUUUAAGAUAACAGAGUACAUCCAUUUAUUAAUAUUUACUGACUUGGGGAUAUAAAGAUUUCCACUAGGUACUACUUUGUUCUCUAAAUACCCAAGACUGGAUAUUUGCAAGAAGAAUAUGUACGUAAUGCUUUGGCCUAAAACCUAGAAACUAAAUAGAACAUGAGUGUGGGGUCCAAGUUUUAUUGUGGGGAUCUCUUUCAUUUUGGAUGGAAGUAGGAUGGCAGAAUAUUGAAAGCUGCCUGUCCUUAUCAGGCAGCUUCAAAAGACUCAGUUGGCAAAUAUUUCCCACAAGCCUCUGUCCUUAUAUGAACACAUCAAUGGUGGUAAUAAAGAAGUAUGUGUUCCUUGCAGGAAGCUUGCCCGCUCAUUGGGAUAAAACAUACAUGAAAAAGGACCAAAUUAUGGUAUUGAAAAAGUUUCCACCGUCAAUCACAGGUGGAUUCUUAACCUGGACCUCCAGAAAUGGUUUCUAAAUAUUGUGUGUAUAUGUACAGAUGUGUAUUAUUUUGGAGAAAGGCACUAUUAAUUUCCAUCAGUCUGGCCCAACCUUCUGCCUCUGAACAGUGUACACACACACACACACACACACACACACUGAAAAAGUAAAAUAUCAAAGGUGGCAAUACAAGGUGGCCCCAGGAUUCCUGGCACCUGCCUCAAUGGCCUACCUCAACCUGUUACACCUGUGCUCCCAUGGCAGCAAUCUCUAAAGCUUUAAUACUUGGGGCAAAGUUUAUGACUAGUCCCAAAUGCUGAUCUAGAUGUACCUUGGAGCUGAAUGAAGGGAUCUAUCAUUUGGGCUUAACUGACUACAACACCCAGUCAUGACAUCAGGAUAAGGUUAAUGCACCCAGCUUCCACAGCUGAGUUUAGGUAAACCACAGAGAUAUUUCAUGCUGGGAAAACAGCCACUUUAUGAUGGACCAGCAGGAGUACAUGAGGUUUAGCUGUCGAGAAAUCAGACAGAAUUUGAAACCUGAAUGAUCUUAGAAGUCAAACAUUAGGCAUUCAAAAUACAAGUAAAUAUGCAGUCCAAGGACUGGGUAUUCUAGGCACUUGGGAAAGUCUAAAAAAGCCUGGUGAAUGAAUAAGUGAAGCGUGACCACUAAAGUGGGGUCAGGGGUAAAGAAGGUUGAGAUGAGGACCAAGAUGGUAGAUAGACUGUUAGAAUUAAAUCUCCUACUGGGAGUUCAGUUCCCGCCCUUUGGGAGCUUUAUGUUUAGUGGGAACUUGGGCAUCCACUUUCAAUCAUCUGACUUAAUCAUCUCCGUAUCCCCAGCAGCCAUAUAAUGCCUGGCAUGGAGUGGUAUAAAUACCGGUUUCAGAAAUGAAUGGUACACAUAACCUCCACUAUCCAAAAUGUCUGGACUUAGGAACCAAAUAGAUUCAGAUAAUGUGGUGUCCCUUGCUAUUUGCCCACUCUCACUAUUUGAAGAGAGCUGAAGAGAUCUGAAUAGUAACAUCUGUGCUGAUAAAUUCUUCCAAUUUUAUAGAAUAGUAAGGAAGAUGAAAUAGUCCCUUGUCCUCAAUAAACAGCCUAGAGGGGUCGUUACUACUCCACUAUAGUGUAUCAGUUGAGAAUGUAUUUGGCUGCAAGUAAUAAAAUGCUAACUGCUGGGCUUAACUACAAAGGGUUAAAAGUGUGGUGUAGUGAUUCCACUAGAUAGUUCAUUAAUCUCAGGUGGCUCCUGUUUUUGUCCUCAUGUUUAUUGCCUUUUUGACUGCCCUACUUCUAGCCUUUAUUGUAGGCAGGAAGGAGGAAAAGAAGAAAGGGCAGUUCCUGUAUCAAAGCAAAAACUUUCCCAGACAUCCUUAGCAGACCUUUGACUACAUCUCAUCGAUAGGAAAUGCAUUACACAAGCCUUACCUGCAACGGAGUCUGCGUUAGUAUUUUAUAUUGACCUCCAUGCAAAAGCAGGGACCACUACUAUGGAAGGAGAGAAUGGAUACUGGGUAGGAACCAGUGAUGUCUUCCACAAGAAGUGUGAACGUGCUAUUCAUCCAUUAACAAAAAAGUUCUAUUAAGCACUUUGUGCCUGGUCCUGUUCUAGGUAUUGGGUUACAGCAGUGAAUGAGACAGGCUCCUGCUUUAUUGGGACUUAUACUCUGGUGGGAUAAACAAGUAGACAAGAUCAUUUCAGAUAGUACCAAAAGCUAUAUACUACAUUUGUGUGUAUAUUUUAUAUAUAUACAUACAUAUAUACACACACUCUGUUUCCUCGAAAAUAAG